GACGGCGGGAACCUGUUGCUGGUUGGCACGCUUGGCACUUCCGUGUUGGGAGAUGGACGGAACAGACUCACUGGCAUCUUGGAUCAGAUGAGCGCUUUUCCUUGGGAUUAGCGUCCAGGUCGCCAGACCGAUCGCCGCUGGCAGGGAAGUUCAACGAAAAUUGCACUACGAAGCGUUGCACCCUCCUCCUCAUCACCAUAAUGCCCAGCUGACGAGGUCGCUGCAGAAAGUCGGGGUGCUUCAAAAGCCAGUGAUGUGAUGGAAGCGGACUCAGGGCCCGUUUCAGUGUUUUUUUAUUAAGGGACCUGACGCCUUUCCGCGGUGACGAGUAUCAUGACCACCACAGUAGGCAAUGGCAACGAUAACAAGCAGUUCAAAGGUGACCCCAGGGGUCUCGGGAUACCAUCCAGGGUGGUCCACAUCCGCAAACUUCCCGAUGACAUCGUGGAAGCGGAGGUCAUCGGCCUCGGCGUUCCCUUCGGAGACAUCACCAACCUCCUCAUGCUCAAAGCCAAGAACCAGGCCUUCUUGGAGAUGUCGUCUGUGGAGUGCGCUCACAACAUGGUGUCUUGCUACUCAGCUGUGCUGCCUUUCAUCCGCAACCAUCCCGUCUUUGUGCAGUUCUCCAACCACAAGGAACUCAAGACGGAUCACUCCCCCAACCACGAGGUAACACCGCCGCUAAGAACUGUUAAAGUUGCUAAAGCGAUAGCGUUUGACCAAGUCCCCGCUCCCCUGUCUCAGAGGGCUCAAGCGGCUCUGCUUGGAGCUCCCCACAUGGACCCGUCUGUGCUGCCCCCCGGUGGUGUGCUGCGUGUGGUGGUGGACAACAUGAUGUAUCCUGUCAGUCUGGAUGCUCUCUGUCAGAUCUUCUCCAAAUUCGGCACAGUGUUGAGGAUCAUCAUCUUUACGAAGAACAGUCAGUUCCAGGCUCUUCUUCAGUACCCCGACAGCUCAACCGCGCACGCUGCUAAAAUGUGUCUGGAUGGUCAGAACAUCUACAACGGCUGCUGCACGCUGAGGAUCAACUACUCCAAGCUGAGCAGCCUGAACGUCAAGUUCAACAACGACAAGAGUCGAGACUUCACCAGACCGCACCUCCCCGGCGGAGACAUAGACCAUUCCCGCAUGGCCGCCGCCACCUUCGCUCCGGGCAUCGUGUCGGUCACGCCCUACUCCGCCCCGCCACGCGCCUUCCCCCCUGCCUUCACUAUCCAGCCUGCAGGGCUGACGUUCCCCGGGACCGCCAGGCCGCCCUACGCCCCGCCGCCCGGCGGGCGCUCCGUCCUGCUGGUCGGCAACCUCCACCCAGAGAGGGUGACGCCCCAGUGCCUCUUUAUUCUCUUUGGCGUGUACGGCGACGUGAUGCGUGUGAAGAUCCUCUUCAACAGGAAGGAUAACGCGCUGGUGCAAAUGGCCGACGCCACGCAGGCGCAGCUCGCCAUGUGCCACCUGAGCGGGCAACGCCUGCACGGCAAGCCCCUGCGCGUGACACCAUCCAAACACGCCAGCGUGUGUUUGCCUCGCGAUGGGCACGAGUGUGAAGGUCUGACUCGAGACUUUAGCUGCUCACCGCUGCACCGUUUCAAGAAGCCCGCCUCCAAGAACUACGCCAACAUCUUCCCGCCCUCCGCUACGCUGCACCUGUCCAACAUCCCGCCCUCGGUGCUGGAGGACGACCUGACGGCCAUCUUCUCCAGCGCCGGCGCUCGUGUGCUCGACUUCAAGUUCUUUCAGAAGGACCACAAGAUGGCGCUGAUCCAGAUGGGCUCAGUGGAGGAGGCCACGGAGUCGCUGAUCCUGUUCCACAAUCACGACCUCGGCGACCGUCACCACCUUCGGGUGUCCUUCUCCAAGUCGGCAAUCUGAAAAGAAAAAAGAAAAAACUAAAACGCUUUGCGUUUCACUUUUGACCUUUGACUCUUGGAUUGCUGCGGCCUCCGGGCCUCAUCACACCUGACGCUCGCUGGCACACGCCUGCAAGCUAUUUGCUUGACUGGACAGACAACCAUCGAGUUACAAGACAUCUCAGCCCAUAUCGAUUGUACUAUACUUACGAGUAGCUUUGUAGGCCUGUUAAGAUGCUGUCGGUACUAGUAGGGCUACAACUAACGAUUAUUUUAUUAAUCGAAUAGUCUGGCGAGAUUUUUUUUAGAUUAAUCGGACAAAAGAAACUUUUUAAUUUCCAUCCCUUUAUUCGAAAACAGGAAAUGAUUUUAAACUGAAAGUGCAGAAAAUGCACAAGCAUAAAUUGAUGAUGAUGACUUAGCAUCGGUCAGAAAAUCAGCAGAAAUGUUGAUUGUUUACCAAAGUAAAAAGCAGAUGUUUGCAAAUAUCUCAUUUGGGGAAAAAAAAAACAAAGAUAAUCUGUAUGCAAACAUGGACGAUGACAGAAAUUUACUGUUGAGAGGCAGAAAUCAGAAUUUGGACAAUUUUAAGUUUAACAUCUCAAAACAAUUAAUCAAUGAAAAAAAAUGUUUGUUGGUUGCUGAUUAAUCGAUGAUUUGUUGCACUACUAGUUAAUAGUGUAAUAGUUACUUUUGACCUCAAACAUCAUAAGUGGUUAUCUUCAUAGUUACUUGUCAGGCAUAACUAGUUACUAUACUUAUCAAAGUUACUGUAGUUACUUGCUAGUCAGCCGUGACUAGUUGCUAUGGUUACGAGUAAUUUCUUAGUUACCUGUCAGGCCUAACUAGUUAUUUGUGUAGUUACUAGUAACUUGUUACCUACUUGUCAGUCUUGCUGGAGAGCAUUGAGGUGACGUGGUGCCUUACGAUUAUGAUGAUGAUCAUCAUAAUUGUAACUCGUGUGAUGCGCUUCGCCUGUUUUCACGUCUGCGCAAUAUUUGCCUCGUACAAUCGCGUCCAAACCAAAAAGUUACGUGACAUUCCACUGUCGCGCUCUCUCGCGGUGCCUUCAAGACGCCGUCAGACAAUUGGAAAACACGAGGCGUGUCCCGAAGCAUCGGAGCGUUUGCGCCGCCAACGUUUCUUAGCACGCCUGCCGUGUUCGCUGUGUGGCUGCUAGUGUCGCAUUUCUUUGUUUAGUUACUAGUAGCACGUUCAGGUGCACUGCUAUUGCUAAUAAAAGUGUGCUGACAUGUUUAAGUUGCUUAUGAAUGAGCUUGUUUGCCAGAAUAGCUAACAUUAGUUGUUGUCGCUGAUUUGUUUGGCAUGUUGGCUAAUGUGGCGAAUCGCGCAUGCUUCUGAAUUUUCAGAGCAGGAAGCGAAAAUGCAACUUUUUGAUUGAUGAUAAAGACAGGAAGUGAAGUCACGUGUCGCGACAAGGCGUGUGUGUUGGUCUUGUGGCCUCCAUCUUUCCAUUCCGUUGCGCUGAUGAACACGUCGAUUGAAUUUCCCAGGUGACACGAACGCAUCGCGGAGCUUGAUAUGUGAUGAGAGGAGCGGGACUCGGGUGGGGGUCUGAAGUGUACAUAGCGUUUCAUACCACAGGUUGGUGUUUCGAGGUGAACUUUUUUUUUUUUUCCAUUUGUAUUUGAUUUGAUGCAGGUGUGACACACGUCAUCAACACUCCCAAGAAAAAGGCAACGAAUGAAUAAAAUCUGUUUUUAUCUGA
This is a messenger RNA of Phyllopteryx taeniolatus (common seadragon), 3576 nucleotides long. RefSeq names its product polypyrimidine tract binding protein 1b (gene ptbp1b). Gene Ontology annotation, cellular component: nucleus. The record is from RefSeq and is a predicted model, not a curated record. Gene Ontology annotation, biological process: regulation of cell differentiation; mRNA processing; regulation of RNA splicing. NCBI's taxonomy places the organism in Eukaryota, Metazoa, Chordata, Actinopteri, Syngnathiformes, Syngnathidae. Bases 334 to 1869 code for a protein of 511 amino acids. The transcript is spliced from 15 exons. Gene Ontology annotation, molecular function: mRNA binding.